Chenopodium quinoa (quinoa) is the source of this 2093-nucleotide messenger RNA. Its product is annotated as fatty alcohol:caffeoyl-CoA acyltransferase-like. Bases 463 to 1872 code for a protein of 469 amino acids. The transcript is spliced from 2 exons. NCBI's taxonomy places the organism in Eukaryota, Viridiplantae, Streptophyta, Magnoliopsida, Caryophyllales, Amaranthaceae. The record is from RefSeq and is a predicted model, not a curated record. Gene Ontology annotation, molecular function: acyltransferase activity, transferring groups other than amino-acyl groups.
AAUCAUAUUAAUAACAUUGAUGUAGUUUAUUACUUUUUCAAGAGUGGACAUCACAUAAGAUAUUCGAUACAAAAGUCCAAGUACUCAAAAAUAAUUUGAACCGAUUUGUACUAUCAGUUCAAGUACAUAUCCACUCCAUACACGAGAUCAAUGCUACCUCAGUAAUCACUAGUUUCCGAGCAUUAUUAUUAAGUUGGAUCCGAUCCCCUACCCCUCCCCCAAGGUGCUCUCUAGUCUCUAUCCCCGCCUACUUACAAGUGUCACGUAGUGGACUCUCAUCGUACAUGACAAUGUCACUAACUAUCUAUAAUAUGAACAUAACAUAACAUAACAUGCAUAUCUAACCGUAGAUUUCUUUCUUUCUUUCCCUCCUCUACAAAUUCCCUCCUUCCUUCCAUCUCUUCUCCAACCUUCAAUCCCCUCUCUUUCUCUCUCUAAAAAACUCUUCAAAAAAUAAUAAACAUGACAGCGGACACUAAAAAAUCCUCAGAAAUCCCAGAUUGUGAGUACCACCCUAACAGUCCUUCAUUAAUCACUCCACAUCUUUCUACACCAACUCAUUCUCUCUAUCUCUCGAAUCUCGACGAUCAAAAGUUCCUUCGAUUCUCCAUUAAGUACCUUUACUUGUACGAGAAGGGUGUUUGUGUUGAGAGUUUGAAGCUUUCGCUUUCGAGGAUUCUGACCGAGUAUUACCCUCUAGCCGGGAGGUUGAGAGCUACUACUACUCUUAGUUCUACUACUCAUGAAAGUAGUGAUUAUCAAAAACUUGAAGUUGAAUGUAAUGGUGAAGGUGCUUUAUUUGCUGAGGCUUUUUUAGAUUUAUCUGUUAUUGAGUUUUUAGAGUUUUGUGGUAAGCCUAAUAAGUCUUGGAGGAAACUUCUUUACAAAGUUGAUGCUCUUUGCUUCUUGGAUGUUCCUCCUCUUGUUAUUCAGGUAACUAAUCUCAGGUGUGGUGGAAUGAUCCUGUGCACAGCAAUCAAUCAUUGCCUAUGUGAUGGCAUUGGCACAUCACAAUUUCUCAAUGCUUGGGCCCACAUCACUUCCAAUCCCAAUUCUGAUCCACCAAUCCAGCCAUUCCACUAUCGACACGUGUUAAAACCUAGGACCCCAUCAAAAGUUACCUUUACUCAUCCAGUGUUUACUAACUUUACCCCUAAGAUUGGAGAAAAUGGCCAUUUUGCCCUCAACAAAUAUUUACAGUCUCAACCCCUUGUUGCUACAUCCAUAACAUUCAACCCCUCCCAAAUUCUUAAAUUAAAAAGUAAAAUUACUCCAUCACAAAAAUGUACCACAUUUGAAGCCCUUGCAUCUCACACGUGGCAAGCGUGGGUUAAAUCAUUAAACUUGUCACAUUUGCUUAAUGUUAAACUUCUUUUCUCAGUUAACAUUAGAAAAAGGGUAAAACCAGAGUUACCACAAGGGUAUUACGGGAAUGGGUUUGUUCUUGGAUGUGCCGAGACAACGGUAAAAGAUUUGGUCACCAACAACUUAUGCCAUGGGGUGAAGUUGGUCCAACAAGCUAAGUCGUGUUUAAAUGACGAUUAUAUAAGAUCUAUGAUAGAUAUGUUGGAGGAUAAAAAGGUAAGAACAGAUCUAUCAGCAACAUUGGUAAUUUCUCAAUGGUCUAAGUUAGGUUUAGAAGAUUUGGAUUUCGGGUUAGGAAAACCAUUACAUAUGGGUCCAGUAGCUAGUGAUAUUUAUUGUUUAUUUCUACCCGUAGCUAAAGAUCCUGAAUCUGUGAGAGUUCUCGUAUCGUUGCCUCCAAAAUCUGCUGAAAAGUUUGAGUUUUACAUGACUCAAUUUUUGGAAUGUGACCGAAAUAUCGAGUUGAAUGGCUAUCAUAAUAACGAUGGAGAUAUGUUAACAUAUUAAGAUGGUACAUGUAUUGCACCACCUUUUCCUCCUAACAUGUAAUUAUUUUUAUAAACUGAGUAAUAUAAGCUAAGGUUGCAUUGUAUGUGGAAGCACCUUGGUUACCCUUUUGCUCCUUAUAAGUUAAAGAGUGGAAUGGCUAGUAAAGUUAUCCUCAAUUUAGUUGUAGAGUUUUGUACUUGAAAGCAUUUUCUUCAACAAAUCAUAUAACCAUUUGAAAA